Metopolophium dirhodum (rose-grain aphid) is the source of this 3627-nucleotide messenger RNA. RefSeq lists its product as uncharacterized. The transcript has 9 exons. NCBI's taxonomy places the organism in Eukaryota, Metazoa, Arthropoda, Insecta, Hemiptera, Aphididae. The record is from RefSeq and is a predicted model, not a curated record. Bases 253 to 2370 code for a protein of 705 amino acids.
GAUUCCGAUUCAAAUUUUCUUACACUAUAAUAUACAUAAUACUAUAGAAGUAUAUAAUUAUAAAAAUUCUAAACGUUUUGAUUAGGUACCUAUAAAUAAAAUGAUAAUUUACAUUUCGACAACGAAUCAUAAUAAUAUCAUUGUGCUUAAAUAUUUUUUGAAUCAAUGUUGAAAUAAUUUUAUUAUCCAAUUUUAAAAAUUUUAUGUCUUACCUAUAACGUGUUUUUAUAAUCCAGUAAACAUAGAUACAUAAUGGAACUCUCCUUGAAUUUUGAACAACUACAACUAAAAUCUGAGUAUUUACACACUAAUUCAAAACAUACACACCUCCAUGAGAAUAGUGAAAAUGAAUUGUUUGUCUCGUGGGACGAUUGUGUCAUGGUUUUAUAUUCAUUAGACGGUUUACCUGAAGCUAGUCUUUGGAACCCCAUUGAACCUGUGAUUGUGCCAAUAAAUAAUCCAAUAAUAACAAUAUUAACCUUUAAUUCAAGAAUGUAUUGUAUUGAUAAAAUUGGAUCUAUAUAUUAUCUAAAACAAGUUCAACGAGAUUCUCCAGACUUAUUUGAUAGUUCCCUGUCUGCUCAAGUUACUCAACAGCCACUGUCCUCCAAUUAUGAGUGGAAACCCUGCUACUCUCAAAAGUGUCCAUGUGAAAUAUUUGAAGCAACUUGCUAUUCAGAUGGAAUUGCUGUAAUAAUAGUACUGGAAGAAUGGAUAAUAAUACAGAUGUUAAAAAUUACCAUUAAUAAUAAUAAUGAACCAACUAUAGUCAAUACCUGUAACAAACAAAUUAGAUCUCAGAAACCGUUUCCAUUUGUAGUUACUUCAUUUAUAUCUUGUACUUGGAGAGAUUGGUUCAGUAGCCAACGGGCUAUAGAACUUUUUGGAUCAAAUGUAAUUGACAGUCUAGAUGUCUUUAUAAUAGCAACAGAAGAGUCAAAAGUAUAUUGUACAACAUCUAAUGUGACCAGUAAAAAUAUUUCAUUAUUUUUAAAUAGUCCACAAAAAAUUGUACAUAUUCAAUUUUGUGAUUUUGAAACAAAAAAAUUGGUGUUAGUGUCAUCUAAUGGAAUACUUAUAAUCAUGAACUGUGUUGAAAAUAUUAACCCUUCAUUCAUUUACCUAGCAGUUACAAAAACAGUUGCUACAUUUAUUGUUGAUCAUACAGUUAUUUUAAGUGAUGGUAUCCAUUUAUUUCAAAUAACAUUGGAUAAACUAUUUUCUAAAAUAGUCAAACAAGUUGUAACUCAGUUGAAAGGAGUUAUCUCAUUAUGCAGAUUUCAGUCCAAUAUAAUUAUUGCAAUGACCCGAUUAAAUAAAGUGUAUAAAUUAUCCGUGUCUAAACUUGAAGUGAUCACUCAAGAAGAACUAAAGUUUAAAUUUAAUGAAAAAUCAAUUUUAGAAAACAUAAAAAAUCUUUGUAAAAGUAUACAGUCUUUAGAAGAGCAACAUGAAAAUAUGAAUAAAUACAUAAAUGCAGUGUCUAUUGUCGCCCGCCAAGAUUUAGUAGCUCAAUUUUGUUCAUUAAACAUUUUAAUCUAUUCAGGUGCUAAAGCUGUCAAAUUAGGAGCUUGCCAAGAUGAAUAUAUUUUUGCAAUCAAACUUUCCACAGACUGUUCAUGGUUGUCAUUUCCAUCUUCAAUUUGGCAACUUUUGGUUCGUAUUACUGACAGUAAUAAUUUGUCGUCAAAUUGUGCCAUACAUUCUUUUGAUGUUGAUCUCUUCGACAAUAAUCACCCAUUAAUGGUGAAACACCGUUUAUUGGCUACAAUUGCUGAAAAUUGUACAUCUGGUUUAGUACACUGCGAAUUGGUGUGUCAAGUACAAAAUGAUUCAAUUAAUCGUUGUUUGAUUAUUCCUUUGAAUCCAAUAAAAUUGAAUUCUUUAUAUUUUGUCAAAGCUGAAAAACGAGAAAAGAUACUAGUGAUGAAUCCUUUGGAAGAUAGACAUAAGAAUGUUUUUAAAUUUCCAGAAAACGUAUCAUUAGUAGAUUGCUUAACUGUUAUUACAAACAGAAAUAAACAUAGAAUAUCAAAAUCAUUUUAUAAGAAUAUAAUUGAUAAUAUGCCAAAAACAUUAUAUUUGAAUUAUUUCGGAAAAAUAGUUUCAAUGGUUGUAGAUGACAAAAUUACAAAAACAAUCAUCCUGGAGUGUCUAGAUCAAGAUGUUUUGGUUGCAGUUCGUAAUGGAAUUUUUAGUGAAUUUUCAAAUGAUCAACCAGCAAUUAUAAAAUUAUCAGUUCUUGCAGACGUACAAAAACAACUUUGUUUAAUAGAAGAAUUAUCAAUUAAAGAUCGUCAGAACAAACACAUUGUUAAAGAAAUUAAAACUAAUAUUCAAAACCAAAUCAGUAAUCAUCUACCUAUGUAAUUAGAUUUUUAUUUAGUUUAAUAUUAUAAAUUAAUUUUACUUUUCAAUGAGCUUACAAAAAUAGAAAAAAAUGUAUUAUUAAAUUAUUACUUUUGUAACAAAAACAUGAUAUUUAAGAAUGAACAUUUUAAUUUAUGUAGGUAAAUCAUAAUAGUUAUUAAUAGUUGUAUUUUUAUUUGUAAAAUAUUCAAUAUUUAUUAUAAGUUAUGACUUUCUAAUCAGGUCUUGAAACCGGUUACCAAUUUCCUGGGAUUUUGGGGAACCUAUAUUCGGUUACCGUUAUUAUAAACCUAUUUGUACUCCCGGUUAUCGAUUACCGUGACAAUUUUUCAGUUAACAUAAAACGUUUAAUAACGUAAUAUGUUUUAACCGGUUAAGAACCGAUUACCGGUAUUUAUAAAUACUGACUACCGUUACCUGUGAACUAUAAUAAUAAUAUAUUUAAUUUAUUUUAGCUACAUAAAUGAUUAAACGUUUGUAAUGGAACCAUUAAAACCAUUUUUCAUUAAUGGUUCUAAUAUAAAUGUAGUACGUUCUAAUGGUUUAAAAAAUAAUAACUUCUUAAAACUAUUCUUAAAUCAUACUAUUAUAUCUUCGUUUUUUUCCCCUAGUCUAAACUCUUGUAAUAAUAAUUCAAAUAAUUGGUGUUCUACAUUUCUAUUUCCUACCUACCUAUAACAUAAAAUAUCGUUGGUUGGUAGUGACGGUACUCGAUAGUCCCGGUCUCCCUCAUCACAUAUUGUACUGGGAAAUCUAAAAUUAGCUUGAUUCCUAUAACACAAAUAUUGUAUUAAGUAUACGGGUACAAAUGUGUAGUACAAUUUUUUUUUUUAGAAUCGAUUGUCGGUAACCGACAUUUUUUGGAAGCGGUUAUCACUUAAUGGUAACCUGUAAUUUUUAAUAUAGUACCGGUAACUGGUUACCGCUAACAACAGGACCGGUAUAAAACCGGUAACCGUUAUCUAACAAAUUAACGGUUACCGAUUAAAUUAAUAACGGUUUCAAGCCCUUAGUCUUUCUUACAGGAAGUAAAUUCUAAUUAAAUUCAACUACCUAAUACACUAAAAUAUGUAUUUAUUAUAUUCAUUGAACCAGCCUUUUUAAUAUGAUAGUUUUGUACGCUUGUCCUGAUAGUUUGUUCAUAGUAACUUAUUAACUAUGUAAUUUAAUGUGAUUAUCUAGUUAUUUAAUUAUUUUGUUGCCAAGUUGUUGAUUUAUUGAUAUUAAAAAUUAUAAUGAGAUAUUUAAAAAAUUAAA